AUGGAAAUUCUCUGCUUGACAGGCUACGGAAGCUCGAGCCAUGUGUUCGAGAGGCAAAUAGCUGCCCUUCGCAAGCAGCUUCCCGAGUCGUUUGAAUAUGUGUUCGUGGAAGGGGAGAUUGAGUGUAACAGACAUCUAUGUAAGCCAGUUUUUAUCGUAUAUACGUGGCGAUCUAACUCCGACAGCCAUACCUUCCGUUAUGCUAGGUCCUUUCUACUGCUGGUACAAGAAAGUUGA
Messenger RNA from Ascochyta rabiei, 237 nucleotides. RefSeq lists its product as uncharacterized. The transcript has a single exon. Lineage: Eukaryota; Fungi; Ascomycota; Dothideomycetes; Pleosporales; Didymellaceae. The record is from RefSeq and is a predicted model, not a curated record. The coding region runs from base 1 to 237 and encodes 78 amino acids.